This is a messenger RNA of Hyaena hyaena (striped hyena), 219 nucleotides long. Its product is annotated as copper transport protein ATOX1-like. The transcript has a single exon. Gene Ontology annotation, molecular function: metal ion binding; copper chaperone activity. Lineage: Eukaryota; Metazoa; Chordata; Mammalia; Carnivora; Hyaenidae. Gene Ontology annotation, cellular component: cytosol. Gene Ontology annotation, biological process: copper ion transport. The record is from RefSeq and is a predicted model, not a curated record. The coding region runs from base 13 to 219 and encodes 68 amino acids.
AUAUUCUCCAUCAUGCCGAAACACGAGUUCUCUGUGGACAUGACCUGUGAAGGCUGCUCCAAUGCGGUCAGUCAGGUGCUCCACAAGCAAGGAGGAGUUGAGUUUGACAUUGACCUACCCAACAAGAAGGUUUGCAUCAACUCUGAACACAGCAUGGACCUUCUGCUGGAGACCUUAGGAAAAACACGAAGAGCCAUUUCCUACCUUGGACCCAAGUAG